GAACUCGACAGACCGUGUCAGACCGCGUCAUGGCGGGGUCGAAAUUUAAAAAGCCCGGGGAUUUAACAGCGAAACUGCCCUUGACUGAAAAGUUGCUGGAAGUUCAGAGACAAUGGAACGACCGCGUGCAACAACAGGAGGAGCUGGACACUCAGUCAGAAGUGUAGAGUCACAUCGUUUCCCUCCAUCACAGGACGAGGAGGAAGUUCCAGGAUCACAAAACCAGCUGAAAACAGACUCCAGCAUGCCUUCACUGACAGAUAAUCUGAUGAACAGUGAUAUUCCAGCUAAAUUGGACCAGUCCAGUUUUGCCUCUAGCUCCUGUAUCCCCAUGGCCUUGGCCUGUGGCUUCGCAGGCCUGGCUGUUGGUGGUUUAAUAAUAAUUGUUGUUGUGUACAAAUGUAAAGGUGAGAAAGCCGGGCUGCAGAAGAGGAUUAUAUCGCUCGAAACUGAAUUACGAAACAACCGUGAAGACAAGGAAAACACAGAACAGCUGGUUACCACAGUACUGGAACAGAAGAGGGAACUGGAGAACCAGAGGAAACAACUCCGAGAACAACUGGACGAAGUCGAGAAAGAGAGGGAGAGGAACAAGAGGACGCUUCAGACUGUGGAGGGAGAAAUAACACAGAGAGAAAUGACAUUUGACAAACCAGAGGAGUUGUUAAGACAGAAAGAAAAUCUCUUACAGGCUCAGUGGAAACUGGACCAGACAAAGAAAAGUACUGAGAGACAGUUACUGAACAUAGACAAACUGCUGGAUCCCAUUGAGUUUCAGAUUGGCAGAAUAAAGAACAGGAGGAGGGAUGUUGCCAUCUUUAUGGAGUAGCCAAACUGAGACAAGGCAAAAGCAAUCAGAGCAAAUCAGUCACCAACAGGGAACUGGAUCAGAUGUACAAAGAUUAAUUAACUGAUGUUUGCUGGGGCUGUUGUAGAAAAAAAAAAAGAAAAAAUGAAGUGUAAUUUGUGAUUUACUGAAACAGGACACAGUGCUAAAGAUUGAUUUGUUAUUCUAAGAGCUGCUGAAUGACGACGAGGAUAAAUUUUCUGAGUCCAGACAAUGUAAAGAAAAAACUGUGUAUAAGAUUUAUAAACAUC
This is a messenger RNA of Lates calcarifer (barramundi perch), 1098 nucleotides long. RefSeq names its product myosin-2 heavy chain, non muscle. The record is from RefSeq and is a predicted model, not a curated record. NCBI's taxonomy places the organism in Eukaryota, Metazoa, Chordata, Actinopteri, Centropomidae. The coding region runs from base 113 to 829 and encodes 238 amino acids. The transcript is spliced from 5 exons.